AUGUCGGGAGUUCAUCAUUGCCAGUUGCCGACAGCUGGCGGCCGGCUAUUUCGCGCUUGGAAUUUUACUGAUUCCCUGAUCAUAUCUCAUCUCAUCACAUCUCAUCUCCUCAUAUCUCAUCUCCUUAUAUCUCAUCUCCUCUACAGUUUUCGCUCAUCUUACUUUUACUAUUUCAAUGGCAGACCCUGCUCUUCCGUUGUUGGCGACCAACCUAUUACUGGCACCAGUAUACAAGAUUUCAUCGAUGACUCCAAUGUUACCACCGCACGCCCUCCCUCCACCGCCAUUGACGAACCUUCUCAAUUGACUGCUACUGAGCGUCAUGGACUACGAAAUCAUCUGCGCAAAUGGAUACAGAUAGUCGACAAUAAGAAGGCCUUGGUCAGCCAACUUGUGAUCACCUCAGAUCAUCGUCGGCGCUUUUUCGAUGCAAUAUUUGCCUCUUGGACAAGUCGGAAAAACUUCAAAGAAUUAGUAAGAUCUCUCGUCAAGAAGAGGAUAGAGGGCGGCCGCAUCCAAGUUAGUGUCUGGAGCCAAGACCUCCCCUUGUCCGGAAAACGAAAGAGAGAUGACGAAGAACAGCCAGUUGUGGAAGCUUGA
Fusarium poae is the source of this 600-nucleotide messenger RNA. RefSeq lists its product as uncharacterized. NCBI's taxonomy places the organism in Eukaryota, Fungi, Ascomycota, Sordariomycetes, Hypocreales, Nectriaceae. The record is from RefSeq and is a predicted model, not a curated record. The transcript has 4 exons. Bases 1 to 600 code for a protein of 199 amino acids.